Halichondria panicea is the source of this 1046-nucleotide messenger RNA. RefSeq names its product sulfotransferase 1C4-like. The coding region runs from base 70 to 960 and encodes 296 amino acids. Lineage: Eukaryota; Metazoa; Porifera; Demospongiae; Suberitida; Halichondriidae. The record is from RefSeq and is a predicted model, not a curated record. Gene Ontology annotation, biological process: sulfation. The transcript has a single exon. Gene Ontology annotation, molecular function: sulfotransferase activity. Gene Ontology annotation, cellular component: cytoplasm.
GGGCUGGGCAAGCAGACCACAAAACCACAUAGGGUAAGUCAUCACUAAUAAGCACAUGAAGCAAGCAAGAUGUGUACCUCUAAAGAGAAUGCGUUUGAUGAAAUGUAUCAACUUAUCAGACCAUUUCACAAGCUGCACGGUAUUCUUGUUCCAGAAUUUAUGACGGCAGAUCAUUUUGACUCCUUAGCCACCGUCCAACUUGAUGCGAGCGAUGUGUGGAUCUCAACUUUCCCCAAAGCAGGAACAACUUGGACACAACAGAUAGUCAAGUUGAUUCGCAAUCAAGGUGAAGAAGAUGACGUACAAAUCUCAAAGAGUGUUCCUUGGGUGGAGAACUCUAAUUAUGCUGACAUUGACAUACCCUCACUGCCAAAGCCUCGUACGUUUAAGAGUCACAUGCCGUACGAACUAAUGCCCUGUGGCAUUCCGAACACCACCCCCUGCAAGUACAUCUAUGUUACACGCAAUCCAAAAGAUGUGGCCGUAUCGUUGUACUUUCAUUACCAGCGAUCUCACGCUCUACCAGACAAAAAAAUUGAUUGGAAUCUCUUCUAUUGCAACUUUCUUAAUGGGAAUGUAGAAUUUGGAAAUUUUCUGGACCACGUUUUGAGCUGGUGGCCACACAGAAACGAUGCUAAUGUUCUCUUUCUCAAGUUUGAAGAUAUGAAAAGAGAUUUACGAGCAGUUGUUGCACGCAUAGCACACUUCAUUGGAGCUGACAUUUCAGACGAGAUUGUUGCUAAGGUGGCAGAUAAAAGCACAUUCAAAGCAAUGAAAGCCAACGCUGCAGCUAACUACUCCUGGAGCAAGACUGAUAAUCCUGGCACAACUGACUUCAUGAGAAAGGGAGAAGUGGGAGAUUGGGAGAAUUACUUCACUGCUGAGCAGUCGGAGGAGAUGGACAAAGUGUGCAGAGAGAAGUUACAAGGAACUGGAUUAGACUACACAUUCAAGAUUUAAGUGACUAUUAUUCAAUUGGAUUGUACAGUAACUGCAUGUUCAAGUGUACGUAUAAUUAUGUAUACAACGACAAUAGGUUCAUUGUU